AUGCAUGACAUUGAGUAUUUGCUGAAGUAUCUGCUGGAUAGUGCGACAUUGAAGGUUGAGAAGCUUGAAGAUAUUGCCGAUGCUCAGCAGAUGGCUGCAUUUAACAAGAAGUUUGGAGAUACGCGGCGAAUCCGUGGUUUUUGUGCGGAGAUAGGGCCUACGACGUAUUUUCCUGUUUUUAAUGUUCCUCUUAAGGCAGAUUCGAUUAUUCACAAUGUGAAGUUCUGUGAAGUUGCAGUUGGAGAGUCGAUAUAUGUAUCUAAAGAGUAUGUGAAGCAGAUGAAUCCUCCGGGACAUUACGACUCGUUUAUUACGAGUGAGCAUGGAUAUCAGGUUGGGUUUCUUCCUGACUCGCAGAUGGACAUGAAGGAGUAUUUGUAUGCAAUUAAGGAUACAAACAAGGUUCUGCCACUUUUUGAUGUGACUUUUGAGUAUGACGUGGAACUAGAGAUGAGGAGUAAAGGAAGUUUUGUGUGUGACAGAUGCCGGACGAAUCAAUCUGUUUCGUUUUGCCCUGCAGAGCGAGCAAGCUUUUGCGAGAUGUGUGACGCUGAGGUGCACAACGACCAUUUUCUGAAGAGACAUGUAAGAUAUUACUUCAAUGAAGUGGGAAAGAAGAAGUUUAUUUACUGUGAGAGCCAUCCUGAGACGAUGGUUGAUUACUUCUGUGAAGAGUGCCUGAUUCCUGUGUGUACGAAGUGUAAGAUAAAUGGAAAUCAUUCUGAGCUUCCAAAUGGGUCGCACAGUCUAUUGAAUUAUGUUGAGGCGUGUGAUAGUCUGCAGAGGAUGCUUACGACAGGGAAUCUGCAGCUGGUUGACGAGGAAAGGGUUUUAAAGGACUGUGUUGCUGAGUUCAGAAAGAAUGUGAGGAUGUUCCAGAACAACAUCAAUGAUGUUCGUAACAAGAUUGAAUGUGAAUACAAGAAUGCACUGAAUGAGCUUCAUGCGUUUGAGAAGAAAGAGUUCCAGGUUAUCAAUACACAUUACAUUUCAUAUCUCGGGAGAUUAACAGAGCUUGAAAGGAUGAGAGAGUAUCCGACCAAUCUUGAGCCGUCACAGCUGCUUAAGACGUUCAAAAGCGUUGUAAUGCAGAGAGAGGCUGUGCCGCAAGAGGCUGAGAAUGUAAUUUUCAAACCCGCAGAGAUUUCACUGAAGGGACAUCUUACUCUGAAGGAUGAGGAGACAUAUAUCACAAGGAAAGGCUAUUCAUCUAGAAUGGAUAAAAGCACGCAGUUGUAUGUUGAGACCCGAGGAAUCAAUGUGAAUGUUCAAGGUAAAAAUAAAUGA
Ordospora colligata OC4 is the source of this 1287-nucleotide messenger RNA. RefSeq lists its product as uncharacterized. NCBI's taxonomy places the organism in Eukaryota, Fungi, Microsporidia, Ordosporidae. The transcript has a single exon. The record is from RefSeq and is a predicted model, not a curated record. Bases 1 to 1287 code for a protein of 428 amino acids. Gene Ontology annotation, molecular function: zinc ion binding.